AUGUCAAAUCUAAAGAUUCGCGAUGGUGUCACAAGCGUCCAACCACCCCUGUCUCAGGCAGUUGGCUAUGUUGUGGUUGUCGUAAUUGGUUUGGUGAUAGCUCUAGUGAUGAUGUUGAUCACCAAAAUCCUGAAGAAGACUACCGGGGAAGACAACCAGAAGACCGAAAUGUUCAUGACAGCUAAUCGCACUGUACGAACUGGCCUUACCGCGUCGGCUGUUAUUUCGUCCUGGUUAUGGUCGACCGCCCUGCUCGGCUCCUCAUUCGUGGGCUAUGAUUAUGGCGUUGCUGGUCCUUUUUGGUUCGCUGCUGGCUGCAGUCCAAUGAUUGUCUUCUUCGCGCUGCUAGGUAUCUCCUGCAAACGAAAGAUCCCUGAGGCGCAUACAUCGCUCGAGGUGGUGCGGAUUCGAUAUGGACGGACUGCUCAUAUCGUGUUCAUGAUUUUGUGUCUCAUCAACAACAUUUUCGCCUGUGCUAAUAUGCUUCUCGGUGCCUCUGCUGUUAUCACAGCCAUGUCCGGAAUGCACAUCAUUGCGGCGACAUUUUUGUUGCCGGUCGGAGUGACGGUCUACACCUUUGUUGGUGGCAUCAAAGCAACUUUUUUGACAGACUAUUUCCAUACUGCCAUUAUUCUAAUCAUCGCAUGCUAUUUCACGGCCAAGGCUUUCUCGGUGGAUCAAGUUGGUUCUGUCGGCAAUCUGUAUGAUCUUCUUGUAGCCGCCGCUGAGCGACACCCUGUCUCGGGCAAUCAAGCUGGAACUUAUUUAACCAUGAAGUCGAAGAGCGCAAUUAUUUUUGGCAUUUUACAUACUUUGGGCAACUUUGGCCUUGUUAUUAUGGAUACAAGCUACUUCAUCAAAGCGUUCUCAGCAUCUCCAGCUGCAGUGGUACCAGGCUACACCAUUGGAGGUAUUGCAUACUUUGCCGUCCCAUGGGGUCUGGGAACCGUGAUGAGCUCCAUCGCUCUGGGACUCGAGAACCAGCCCAACUUCCCCACAUAUCCUCGGAGAAUGACUACAUCCGAGGUUAGCAACGGUCUGGUUCUACCCUAUGCGGCGAUGACGAUCGCAGGUAAAGGUGGUGCUGCGGCUUCCCUUUUGAUCACCUUCAUGGCAUGCACAUCCACCCUCUCCGCCCAAGUCAUUGCAGUAAGCUCUAUUUUGAGCUUUGAUGUGUACCGCGAAUACUUCAAGAAAUCCGCCACAGAUCGCGACCUGAUCCGCGCGAGUCACUUUGGCGUUAUCUUCUUUGCGGCCUUCUCAGCUGGCUUCAGCACAAUGCUGCACUACGUUGGAAUUGAUCUUGGAUGGACGCUAUAUAUGCUUGGCGUUGUUACCUGCCCUGGGAUCUUCCCAAUGGUUUUCACUAUCCUCUGGCGGCAACAAAGCAAAACCGCAGCCAUCCUCUCUCCUAUCCUAGGAAUGAUCACUGGACUGGCAGUCUGGCUCGGCACAGCCGUCCACUUCGGCGGCGAAGUCUCCGUCGCGACAACAGGCGAGGUACUUCCUUGCAUGUACGGCACUGUAGCCUCCUGCUUCUCGCCAAUCGUGUACUCUCUUAUCAUCACAUUCAUCAAGCCGCAGCGGUACAACUGGGAUGAUUUCAAAAAAGAGAAAUUGGCACUGGAGAAACUGGAUAGUAACUUGACUACUGCUCACCAGGAGACAGCUAUCCAGAAUGGGGCAAAUGGUCUUGAAGACGGCGGUGUUCGAAGUGCGGCAUUUGAUGCGCAGGAGCUGAAGAGAUGGGGUCGCAUUGCGGCAUUCUGGUCCAUCGCUACCUUUUUAGGUCAUUGGGUGCUCUGGCCUUUGCCUAUGUAUGGGUCUGGUUAUAUUUUCGAGAAGAAGUUCUUUAUCGCCUGGGUGGUCGUCGCUAUCAUUUGGCUUUGGGGUGCCAUGUUGGUCGCUAUUGUGUACCCACUUGUUGAUGGUGGUAUCCAGCAAAUCAUGCAGGUUUUUAGAGGCCUUGUUGGAAGUAAAGGUCUGGCAAACCAUUCCAAUAUCAUGGGGGUAGACGAGUCUGUAUCCACAUCAUCUCCGUCAGCAACAUCUGUCAUCGACGGGGCUCAGGAGAAGAGUAUUUUAUGA
This is a messenger RNA of Penicillium odoratum, 2088 nucleotides long. Its product is annotated as sodium:solute symporter family protein. Gene Ontology annotation, biological process: urea transmembrane transport. The transcript has 12 exons. Gene Ontology annotation, molecular function: urea transmembrane transporter activity. Bases 1 to 2088 code for a protein of 695 amino acids. The record is from RefSeq and is a predicted model, not a curated record. Gene Ontology annotation, cellular component: plasma membrane. NCBI's taxonomy places the organism in Eukaryota, Fungi, Ascomycota, Eurotiomycetes, Eurotiales, Aspergillaceae.